AUGAGCACUCCACCAGACCAGCCUGCCGGGUCGUCCCCAGAGCUCGACCCACGCUCGUACCAUGAGCAUUAUCUUGGCUUGCAGACUGGCUCAUAUACUGAUCACCAGCUGCGCCAUGCUUCUGCCAACCAUCUGCAUAUGACAAACCGGCGAUUCUUCGUCGGACCAAUCCCAGAGGGUUGGUUGCAAGGUCACCGAAAGUCCUGGUAUAGAUCUCGAUUGAGGCUAAGGAAUUACACAUCCCAAGCCAUUUCCUUUUCGGCGGGCCCUGUCGCGACUCAUUACAGUGAGCAAGACAACCAGCCCGGACCUUCAGUGCCAGAUUUGGAUGAAGAAGUCGCCCUGACGCUCACUGACACAAAUAACCCGAGCACCGAGGAGGGCGAGAUUGAAGUCCAGGAAGAGCAGGAACAGGAAGAAUCUGAAUCUGAGCCUGUGGGUGAACUCAGGACCCUCACCCAUCCCGAGGCAGAGACCAGUGGCGAAGAUCAAUCACCAGAAGAGCACACGGAGACUGCAGAGGGCGCUUGGGAGGAUGAAGGAAACGAAGAAGAUAGUGGAGAGGACACAGACAGUACCGUCAAGGCGAGAUCAAGGACACAAGACGAUGUGUAUGACAAUGAUCUUGCCUCAUCUUCCUUUGUCACGGCCAGAGAAGAUGUUUCCAGCUCUGCAGACACCGGCGAAUCGAUGGCUACCCUGCGAGCUCAAAGAUUGGAGCCACCUGAUGUGCGUCCAAAGUCGCAAGGCUCGUACGAGACGACUGUGGCUGGGGAGACUUCUCACACGCCGCUGACUCCCAACCCUUCCAUGGUCCCAAGCGAGGCAGAUUCAACUACACAGCUGCUACGGACCCAGUUCAAGGAUAAGGGAAAACAGAGGAGCAAGGCAUCUGGCGUUUCCCGGGCGACUCUACAGCACCAUGAGCCACAAGAUGAAGACGAUGAAGGAACUGGCGAUCCGCAAAUACAACGAAGACUCACCAGGAAAAUGGCGAAGCUUAACAUCGACGAUAAUAUCAAACACAAGCAGCAACGGCUCCGCACUCGAAUUGCCAAGACUCAGGGCACUAUCUCUGCUAAUCGGCCGCGCCGGCGCAAGGUGCAAGAUGGGGAGAUCGUCAAAGCAGAGAAGAUGCUGGUCUGCGUCGAAGAAACUAUGCAGAAUACACUUCCCGCUGACUAUAACGAAAACGACAGUCUCCGCAUGGAAACACGAAGCGUGGAUAAAUGGAGAGAGUUUCUUGUCGUAUGUCGGAAAAGCUCCGCAGAGCAUACUCCAUUUGCGAUUCAGAUGUAUCGUACCCGCGUGAUUCCUGAUGUGCAGCGCCCGAACAGCAAAACCCCGCCUUAUUAUGAGGUACGACUGAAUCACAAAACUACGCACGUCAACCUAUAUUCUCCUCUCGACAAGACCAUUGUGAUUUGGUAUCCCCGGAGACGUGGGACGAAGAUAUUCAUUCUCCGGCCCAAGUCUGCAGCCCACUCAGCAGAAUGGUAUACCUUCAUUCGACAGGUCCUAGGAUGGCGCCGUCCCACCUCGCUUCCAAUUCAUGUUCCUGACCUUGGUGUUUCGCUCGUCUUCAAGAACCCCUUUAGCCAAUUCAACACAGGACUUAAGACAGACAACUCUGAUAGUGACCAAGCCACAGCAGCUUUGGAUCGUCCCGAAGUCGAUGUCAGAUUCGCCGCUGCAAACAUCAUUCGAGGGUGCAUGGAAAUGCUUGAAGGUCGUGCCGAGUGGGCUGAGGUGCUCAAGGCAUGGUCUAAGACCGAGAAGAUGGGACUGGCUUGGAAAAGGUAUGACCGACUGGAAUGGGUCUUUGGGGUCAACGAAGAAAAGAUGUACGGCACCAUCGCAAUGCAAUCAUCCCAUGAGCUUGAGCUGCGACCAAGGCAUCACUAUUCAACUGCAAUUCGCCACUGCGGUGGUAAAGAAGAGGAACCUGCCCCGGUUGAGGGGUUCCUGGUCCGCUUGACAUCUCAAAGGGGUGCGCAUCAACGGAUGAACAGGAUGUUUUUCAAAAGGCUUUAUUUCUAUAGUCACGAUCAUUACUUGUUCUUCUGCCGACCAGCCAAGGCUUUGCCACCGGCACCACCGAAAUGUGCACCGAGACCAGACGAAAGUGUGCCAUCUGCCCGUGAGAUCUUGGAUGCCAUGCCACUAUCUUGGGAAGUUGAUCCAUACCCCUUGCAAGAUGGUGAGAUCGCAUGGCUCUCAAAUGGAAACAAGGACUAUGUGAAGCGACACGAUGAGGAUGCAUACGCUCAUGUGCAGAGGAACGUGCACAACAUCAGUAAUUCCGACGGGUACGUUGAUCUGUGUAGGGUGCAGGAAGUUCGCAACAUCCAUCGUGGCAGCUCCCCUGCAGAUCCCAACAUUCAAGAAGGCCCUUCUGUGGACUUCGGCCGUGAACCUAGGGACUCUCGUCAGGAUGAUGGUGCUACACAGGAUAUGGAUGAUGAUCGCACUUUCGAACUGGCUCUAGACAAUGGCCUCGUUAUCCGUCUUCAGGCCUAUGACACUGCUACGAGAGAUGAGUGGGUCAAACGACUCGAUGUUUUGGUGAAGUACUGGCACACACGCUGUGCGGAUGAUGCGAAAGAACACCGGCUCCUGCGACAGCGCAAUCUGAAGCUUUUAGACAUUGACGAAGCAAUGGAGUCGGUUGUCGGGCAAUUUGCAAAGAAGUGGGAAGUAACCAAGGCUGAGGCUUCGCCGCACUUGCACAACAUGUGCUCGCUAGCGGGCUGCCGAACGAUCAAGAUGUCUGGCCAACUAUUCCGCAAACCUCGUCGACACGCCACAUUCAAGCAGAGCCAUGUGAUACUUACCGCGGGAAAGCUGCUCAUCUUCCGUAGCACACUGCGCAAGCGCAGCGGCGUCGAAAUCCCACACAUCCAUCAAGAACUUGAGACAACCAUCGAGCUGGAGGACUGCUACAUAUAUUCCGGUUUACUUACCGAGAACGACCUGCUGUAUGCAAACCAAACCUUUGACAGCAACAAUCCCGGUCUCCAUGCUCUUCCUCGAGUGUAUCUUGAUUCGGAUAAUUUUACCAGUCGCGAUGAGGAUACUGCCAUUACCUUUGUAGUGUGGCAGCCCUUGAGCAAGAGUUACUUCCGAGCCCAAGAAGUGGGAGCGCAAGGCAAAGCCAAACGCUCUCUGCGCCAUGUGUCCACGCUGGGCAAGCAUGGCCGCACUAUCGUUUUCAAGGCGCGUAGUCGUGUCGAGAAGGAUCGUUGGGUGAUGAGCAUUUCUUCGGAGAUUGAUCGUCUUCAGGAAGAGAAACAUGAAGAUAUACGGCUUGUUUCUCUCUAA
Molecule: messenger RNA, 3321 nt
Organism: Penicillium brevicompactum
Lineage: Eukaryota; Fungi; Ascomycota; Eurotiomycetes; Eurotiales; Aspergillaceae
Product: sporulation-specific 71 family protein
Exons: 3
Coding region: 1-3321 (1106 amino acids)
Biological process (GO): ascospore-type prospore membrane formation; protein localization to prospore membrane
Cellular component (GO): prospore membrane
Source: RefSeq, a predicted model, not a curated record